AUGAGUGAAAUUAGAAUUGACGGGUUGGUGGAGGGCGGAGUAUUCUUACAGGUGCUUAAAACUCUCCUUCUUGAGUUGGUUGAGUUUCGUCCUGAUCAGUUUCAAAUGAUUCUUCGUGGUUGCCCUGUGGUUGAGAAAUUGGAACUGGUUUAUGUUGAGUGGGUACCUUGGGAUGAGACUGUCUCAAGUGAAAGCCUUAAGUCCCUCAAAAUUAAGUAUCAGAGUUGGUUUAGAAGCUUUUCUUUUGAUACACCAAAUCUUGUUUCCUUAGAUUACUCUGAAUAUGUCGCGGGGGACUAUCUAGUAGUUAAUUUGGACAACUUAGUUGUUGCUAAAAUCAACCUUUUAGUAACUAAAGAUCAGAUUAAGCGAGCAAGAGUUCCAGAUAAUGAUUUUUUAGAGGAUGGUGUUGUUCUCCGAUUUUGUAAUGCGAAGAAGCUCAUGAGUGGCUUACGAAAUGUGAAGAAGCUUUUCUUGUCUCCUACUACUCUUGAGUUCAGUGCUUUCUCUGGGCCAGUGUUCAACAACCUCACUUUCUUAGCUAUUUUGAGUCAUGUGGAUCUCGGAUGGCAAGCAAUGCCAGUUCUCUUAAAGAACUGUCCACACUUGGAAACUCUAGUCCUUUGGGGUCUCUUACACUGUGUGACAGACAAAUGCGGGGAUGCUUGUGACUGCAUUGCUUGGGAGGACAAAGGUCAUUCGCUCAUAUCUUGUCCAGUGAAGAAUUUACAUAUUAAAGGGUUUCGAGGAACAACUCGAGAGUUAAAGAUGAUACAGCAUUUCUUGUACUCAUUUCCGUGUUUGAAGGAGAUGGAGAUACAUGCCGAAGAGAAUGGUCCUACAACCUUUGAACUCCCUGGAAUGUAUGAUCAUGUCGUGGAGCUAAUGGUACUCUACAACGAGUUGUCAAGUUGUGAUGUCUAG
Molecule: messenger RNA, 924 nt
Organism: Camelina sativa (false flax)
Lineage: Eukaryota; Viridiplantae; Streptophyta; Magnoliopsida; Brassicales; Brassicaceae
Source: RefSeq, a predicted model, not a curated record